AUGGGUGUCUCCGCCUCUCGCAGCAGCGGCCCAGGCGCCGCCAGUGCCCCCAGCGCCGCGCCCACCGCCUCCUCUGCGCUCACUUUCAGCGAAUCAGAUGCAGACUUCGAGCGUGCGCUGAGCUCGUACGACGUCCCGACCGUGGCCGAUGCGCUGCGCCGGUACCUGGCGGCCGAGACGCAGGCGAGCCUCUCGGCGGGCUCGGCGGCCAAGCGGCACUCGGCGCAGCUGCGCAGCGUCUUCUACGAGCGCUUCAACCAGCUCCUGGACCGCGUCUUCGGCAGCGACACGGUCUCCAAGCAGAAGUUCGGCGGCUGGCUCGACUACAGCGCCGGUCUGGGCGUGGCGCCCGCGCCGGGCUCGGCAGCGGCUCUGGCGGCCAAGAAGCGCGCCGAGCAGAUGCGCGAGCGCGCGCUGGCGGGCGUCGCCACGGAUGAGGACGACGUGGAGGACUUCCUGACCUCCCUGGCCGCCAAUGGCCGCGCCAUCGUCAAGCUGCUGGGCGGAGGCGUGCGCGCGGAGGACGGCUCCGUCUUCCAGUUCCUCUUCCGCGUGCAGCACCCUGUGGAGUUCAAGCUGGCGCUGGACAUGCUGCCCGAGCAGAGCAAGAUGGCCAUCGUGAGCGGCCGAGGGGCGAGUCUGCUCUUCACGCAGCUGCUGCACAAGCCGCUGGCCAAGCAGCGCCUGGAUCUGCGCAGCCCCGAGCUGCUCGUGUCCAUCACGGAGCUGUAUCUGUUCUACUUCUUGGGGCACCCGGCCUCGUCGUCGCACCCGAGCGGCUCGGUGGCGUCCUCUACGCCCGCGUUGCUGUCGGCCGCUGCCAAGACGCGUCAGACCAGCUGGCGGAUGUUUGUGAAGGAAGGCGUCGCUGCGCUGACGAAGGGGAACCCGUACAAUGUGCUGUUGCUGCAGUACCUGCGCGCCUUCUUGCCGGACAGCAACCGCGGCGUCAAGAGCCGAUUCCACGGCAAGCUGCUCAAGGACUCGAACCUGUUCCUGCACAUUCUGAUCGAGUUCUGGCUGCGGCAGAACCUCAUCUCGUUCUCGGAUGAGCCGGUGGGGGCUUCGACUGCUGCUCCUGGAGUCAUUCGUCCGCCGCCACCGGGCAAUAUGCUGGUCAGCCCGUUUGCCUCGGUGUACACGUCGACGAGCUAUAUGGCCCCGUCAGAUGACCUGCUGAGCUCCCUGCUGCUCACUAUCAUCCAUCUCCUUUCAGACUCGUUCUUCCCGGCGCCUUUGGCUGAUGAUUCGUCGAGUGGGUCGCAAGGAGGUGCAGGUGGCAUGGUCGUCGGUAGCGGUGGAGUGUAUUUGAGCCGUAGUGUGACGAUGCUGCGUCCUCCGCUUUACGCGUUCUUCCGGCUCGUGUUCUCGCGUGCGCCGAUUGGACUCUCGCCGACAGCGUUUUUGGCAAUCACCGACGUUUGGCUCGCGUACAUUCAGCCGUGGCAUUGCCGGUAUUGGAUCGAGUCGAAGGACCCAGCUGCAGCUGCAACAGAAGCUGGACCUGAACAAGACACGCUGUCCGGAUACACAUCGGCGUGGGAAAGCUACGUGCUCGCGAACUACCACUUCUACACAACGUUGCUGGGCGCGUUUGUGGAGCGCGCGAAGGAGCUGGACUUCUCUGCAGGUGAUGAGCGCAACCUACAGAUCGUUGACCGAGUUUUGAGUGUGUACAACUCGGACUUGUUGGCUCUGCUUCGCCGUGCAUCGCUUCACCUCGAGAAGACGCAGCCGUUUGCGAUGCCGUUCAGCUUCAACCGCAGCUCCAACUUCACUCGCACUCGGAGCGGAAGUUUUGGCUCUUCAUCGAAGCCCAAGUCUAGUGCGGGUGAUGCGUUGACGGCUACACAAGCGCAUGUGCUGACAUUUUACUGCAAGUCUCUCGGUAUCGAGUGCACUCCCGUGCCACUACACGAUAGCUUCCACCGCGACGCGGAACGCUUGUUUGACAAGCUGUGGGCUGCGGCUGUGACGUCCGCUUCGGCGUCUUCGACACCUUCUGUGCACUCGCCAGCGGACUUGUACCAGAACGUGAGCGCUGUCUUCCGGGCUUCGAGCACUAAAACAGUGGACAAGGUGUCCGAGCAGGUUCAGCGCAUGAGCCGUAUGUUGCGGCGUGUGUUCGAGAUUUCAGAUGCCUACGUGGCCUCGACGGCGCACUCGCGGACAUCAUCAGCUGCAACGGGCGGAGGCAUCGAGUCAUUCGCGCCAAGCCGAGACAAGAAUCUUCCGCACCUGCUGAGUCGCGAGGGGGUAUUCCAGCUGCAGCAUGGCAUGCGUUUGUGUUCACCCGACUCAGCGGAGUACAUCGGUGACCCCAUGCUCAGUCCUAUUUGCUCGUACGAGGUCGUGUGGCUGGUACGACUGUCCUACAGAGUCUCGACGUGGCUCAAUACGCGCUUUGGAUUCGUGAACUCGUACCAUGGCAAGCGACUGGAAGACAACUUGGAGGUGGACCCGGCGAGCCCAUUUGUGCGAUUCCGGUUCAACUUCCGCUUCCUUGCCAGCAAGGUGAACCUCAGUUAUCUUGCAGCAUUCGUGCUCCUGCUCUACGUGCUCUACUUCUGGUGA
Molecule: messenger RNA, 2574 nt
Organism: Phytophthora sojae
Lineage: Eukaryota; Oomycota; Peronosporomycetes; Peronosporales; Peronosporaceae
Exons: 2
Coding region: 1-2574 (857 amino acids)
Biological process (GO): glycerophospholipid catabolic process; ceramide biosynthetic process; sphingomyelin catabolic process
Molecular function (GO): sphingomyelin phosphodiesterase D activity
Source: RefSeq, a predicted model, not a curated record